ACAAGACCCUUACCACGUUCAACGGUGGCUUUAAACAAUCCUGGAAUCCUUUUCAACCUCGACAUGUUCGCUUUUACACCCAUUGUCAGGUUCAUGGCCGGCAGCUGGAAUCGACUGACCUCUCACGUACCAGAAGACGCCAACCACAUGUCUGGCUACCCCCACACAUUCGACGACGUCCGUGCGGUUCGCGCCGUGCUCAAAACUGUCGGCUUACCUACCGAACUCGUUCUUGAGAUACUCGAACAUGCUGACUACGAGCCUGUACUGAGCAUAUCCAACACGAACCCUGUGAAAGCUUCGGCUCGUAUGGGGAGAAACUCUGUUCAUGCGCGGCCUUGCUUAGCCGUUGCUAUUCCGAGCGUACACACGACGCAGGAACCAGGCGCCAGAAGCCCAAAAACCAAGGUCAAAGAAAUCGAGUUUGUCUUCCAUAGCCAAGAUCAAGGCUGGGCCGAUGAAAAUACUCCUGGCUCCUUUCAUACCUCAUCAUGGCUGGAGGUUUCCAUCAUUCGUCCAAGCGAUCAAACCUCCAGCUUCACCAGCCACACACCAUUCCUGUGGCAAUCCAGGUUAAGAACGGCUGAGGACCUCGAGCUGGAAUUGCAAAAGAAUCGAGCAACUUUUGUUCGACGUCCCUCGGCCAUUGCACAAGGCGCGCAAGGAGGCGAGGCUCCUCUUUCGUGGUUUUUGCAAGCUAAUCGAGUGUGCGAGCCAGAUGAUUACCGCGUGCUAUGGACUUCCAAUGGACAUCAAGGCAACGAAGGUUCCGGUAGUGGCGAGGGGCUCCUUGAAGUGUUGCAGGAGCGAGAUGUAUUGGUGGUGUGGACGCGAGCCAAGUAUCCAGGAUGGAGUUACAAGCAACCUCACUUUACAAAAAUGCCUCAACCGCCAUCCAACCCCAACUACCCAUCGGGCCCUUACACGCCCGGCCAGCACGUGAUCCCCCCACCACGCCCCACCUCACCUGCUACCGCCGAAUACCGUUUGAAUCAUCUUAUGGUGCGCAUCAAAAACCCCGAAAGAAGCCUCAAAUUCUAUAACGAUUGUUUUGGAUUGCAUGUAGUGUUUAUCUUCAAUGCAGGGCCAUGGACGAUAUAUUAUCUCGGGCCAAGAGACGUCUCGGCCUCAACAAUCGGCACUUCAAAGGGCCUUCUGGAACUCUACCACAUUCCUGCUGACGAGUCAACGCCUUACACCUCCGGCAACGACUACUCUUCUUCGUCCCCGCCUCCUGGCGUGGGAUUCGGCCACAUUGGAUUCACGGUUCCGGACGUCGCUGCGGCGUUGGACCGCGUGAAGAAUUUUGGAUUCGAGGUUAUCAAGCCUUUAGGCGAAGCGAAGGAAAGCACCAUGGGCGUCCCAAUGAAGGAAGGAGACAUGAAAGUGCAAUGUGUGGGGGAGAGUGUGGCUGUCGAUGAAGGGUACAAGAGGGUUUUUGAGCAGUUGGCAUUUGUGAAAGACCCAGAUGUGAGUUUUUUUUUCCUUCUCCCCUUUUCUGGGAAUCUUUCUUUCUGUCUCAUAUCUUACGAGGUUGCGAGAAGAACUGUGCUAACCAGCUGA
Periconia digitata is the source of this 1563-nucleotide messenger RNA. The record is from the annotation of a GenBank genome assembly. Lineage: Eukaryota; Fungi; Ascomycota; Dothideomycetes; Pleosporales; Periconiaceae.